GCUGGAGCACCUCUCCUGUGUGGAAAAGCUGAUAGAGUUGAGGUUGUUCAGGCUGAGGAAGAGGAGGCUCUGUUGAGAUGUUAGAGCAACCUUCCAGUACCUAAAAGGUGCCUACAAGACUACUGGAGCGGGACUUUUCACAAGGGUGUGCUUUAAUGGGACAAGGGAUAAUGGCUUUAAACUGCAAGAGGGUAGGUUUAGAUUGAAUAUUAGGAAGAAAUUCUUACUGUGAGGGUAGUGAGGCACUGGAAUCAGUUGCCCAGAGAAAUUGUGCAUGUCCUGACCCUUGCAGUGUCCAAGGCCAGGCUGGAUGGAGCUUUGAGCAACCUGGUGCAGUAAGAGGUGUCCCUGCUUGUGGCAGGUGGGUUGGAACACGGUUAUCUUUAAGGUAAUUUCCAACCCAAACCACUCUUUGAAGAUUUGUGAAGUACGUAGCUAUUGCUUUACAGAGCAGGUAUUUGCAUAGAAGAGAGAAUACAAGGCCAUGGUCUCAAGUCAUAGAAGGGAUGUUGGAGGCACUCAGAAGGGGUGGGAGAUGUUUUGGGACUGUGUGUAAGUAGCACUUUAUAUAGGCAGCUGACUGCCUAACGCCAGCUCUUCCGUGUCAGAGGCGUGGAAACCUACUGAAAUUGGCACUUGUUGUGCUGCGUUCAGCAUCUGUUUGAAAGCUCAGGUCAGCAGUCUUCUAUUCACAUACCUAUUUCUGAUUUUUUGUGGCUGGGGGUCUGUUUUUUAUGUAGUAGGUUUUACUGAAUUAUUUGUGUAAUCCCCAAGCUAAUUGUCUGCUUUUCUUUUAAACUGCUAAAUUAAUCUGAUUCUUUCAGUUGGCAUUCUGCAAAUGCCGGAAUAUUUGAGAGUAUUCCUUUGUGUGCCAUGAUUAUUUUAUGGAUUCCUAGUUUGAUCCAGAGAGUUUGUUACACUAGUAUAGAAUACAUACAGGUUAAGCUUUAUGGUAAUAAAUUGGGAAGGCUGAUGUGUGAGCUUUGGAAUGUAUAAAUAAUUUUAAAGUAUCUUGACAAGCUGUCGUAUAAGUGGGAUGCCAGAAUAUGGUGUUUGCCCCCUUGCUACAAUUAAUCUGUUUUUUUUAAAUGUGUCUUUGUGCUAAGAUGUUUCCAUCACCAUUCAGUCCAGCAAGGGCCUGUCUUGCCACCAGCAGUGUACAGGAGCAGUAGUAACCUUUGGUGGAGCUAGAGAUGGUGUCUUAAUCUGUAUUACCCAAAUUUACCUGCAGCUGAUGUCUGAAAUGAUGAGUAGCAUAAAGUGAAUGCUGAAUUAUUAACAUGCUAACUUUCCUGGAAUAAUUUUGGCUGUCAUGUCUAUCAUUAUGGUACUGACUACCUGUCAUGCCCUUAAGCACCUUCUCUAAUAAUUGAUUUCUUGAAAAUUGACAUGAUCUGCUUAUGUGUUAGUUUUAACAUUCUUACUGACGGAAUUCCCCUUUGAAUUUUUGCAGGUAUAGUUCAACAUGUAUUGUGAUACUGGUACAGUGGCGAAAUUAAAACAGUUUUUACUCAAUAGCGAUAUCUGAAACUUCAGCAUUGAAAUAUAUAUUGCAAAUUGAGAACUUAAACUAUUGAUUAAAAGUGAGUCUAAGUGACUUAUUGUGGAAUUGAAGUUGCAGAAUGAAUUGGACAUGAAAACCUUGAGUUUUUAUGCUUACAAGUUGCCAAGUGGCUGCUUCUUGCCAAGUAGUCUCGUGUAGAUGAAAAGUGAAACAGUUCAGAUAGCCUCAGUGCAGACACCUGAAAAAGAUUCCGUGUGUCCAGGCAACAAUAUUGGAGCCUGCUGCCAGAAAAAAAGGGUAAUGGAAGUUUGCUUCACUCUGCAGUUUCUAGAGAUAGUAAUUCUUUUAACUAGACUUCUUAAAAAGUUUCUCUAGCCUGAUGGAGAAAUAGAGCAUCCUGUAAAAGGAGAGUAUUGUGUUUUCUGAAACAGUCUGGACAAGUCAUCUGUGUUCUGAAACAUGACUUUCUUUACCAUAUUAUGGAUUGAAUAUCAUUUGACUACAGGUGUAUUGAUUCUGUUACAGUAUGGGAGUACAUAAUUAUAUAUUGUGUAGGAUCAGCUGCUUGUCUUCCACAUUGGUUAUAACUGCCUUAAAAAUGCUUUGAGAUAUGCCUUAUCUGAAAUGAAUCAAAUCAGGCUGAUUUAGGAAGGUGAUGAAUCUCUGUUAGCAAUAAGGAAAUUACUUUCUAAACAAAUGGACCCUCUUAAAAAUUAUAAUAGCCUUUACACUUGUACAUGCUGAUUCUGUUAAUAGUAAUACAGUGUUGUUACUGAAGUAACUUUGCUAGUAAUUAGAAGCAGCAUCUUAAUCUGGAAGAGAAAAAGGGAAAGAAUGUUCUAAAACUGUGAGAUAUAAUGAUAACUAUGUGUUUUAACAAUUCCUAUUUGGAGCCUUCAGUUCCUGUAUUACUUAAAUUACUUCUUUUGAAAGACUGUGUGUGUAGGCUGUGAGUUGACAUAACAGAUGCCUGAAUUCUCUUUCCAAGCUGCAUGCUUUGCAGUAAACAUUAAACUGCCUAUAGCAUCGUAACUCUUAAUAUUUGGCAACUCAUGCUACUGGUUUUCUUAUGUUACCAAUUUAAACUUGCUGGUGAUUUUAUUGUGGUGUUGAAUGACCUUUUUUGCAUUUAAUUUAACUCCUGAUGUAUUUAAAUUUAGCAAGUGAUAACAUGGCUAAAAAAAGCUACAAAUAGAUCUAAGUAGUGUGGCAGAGAAUUUAUGCCUUCUGUAACUGUCUGCACAUCAGUAGUAGCCAAGUUGUUUUUUUUUUUUAAAUCUGCUCUGCUGGCUCAGUUUUAGUGCAUUUAUACCUGAAGACUUAUAUUAGAAAUUGAAGAGAAGCCUUAUUUGAGAGAGGGGAAGUCCUUCCACUGGUCAUUGGUGUCAUAUAUAAAGCAAUAAAACCCCAUUCUUAUUAUCCCUUUUAAAUUUGAUACAUCUUGGUUUCUGUCAUUGUCAAACAUACCAGCAUUAGUGAAUUCUUGCUGUAUUUUUUGUACCUGGUCCUAACUGAAGUACUGUUAUUUUGAUACUUUUUGUUUUUCACCCCACUUGGUGGAGUUUAAAUUCCUUCUAAGGUUUGGAUAUACUCGUGGUCACACUUUGGGUUGUGUUAUAUUGUAAGACAGGGAAAAACCUGAUUAGUUGGCAUGCGUGUAUUGUAAUGGCUUCAUUCCCCUAAUAUACAAAAUGUGAUGCUGUUAUGCCUUUGAGAAUCUUAAAUACAGUCCUAAAUACAGGAUCUGUGCAGAAAGACAUGUAUAAACCAGGUUUAAGGGAUUUUUGGUGUUUUUUGGUGUUUUUUUUUAGUGUCAGAAACAGCAGAAAUUUAAGAUACGGUAUUGAGGAUAAAAAAAUUCUUAAUUGGCUUCAAUGAUAGUAACAAGACUUGAUUCAAAAUCUGACCUGUUCUAAAUGCAUUGUUAGCUGGUAGGAGCUAGGGUAAAGUUCUCUACUCAGAUAAAUAUUAAUUUUUGAGGACUCUGGAUUAAAAAAAUCACUGAAUACUGGUCACAGAGGAAUUUGUCAAGGUAGCCAUCUGUAGUCUGUUCUUCUGAACAUUUCAUACAAGGCACUCAGAAGAAUAUGAAUCUUUUGGAAACUAUCAGACUUGGACUGUAACCUACAGCUAAAGCAUCUUAAAAUUUUGUAGUUCCGUCACCUUUGCUGUCUUAGUAAUGAAAUUAUACAAUUCUGUCAAUUUUCUUAACUCUAUAUCCUACAGUGCAGUGAGGUUUGUAACAAUGGACUUUAUUAUCCGAAAGCAUGUACUUGCUACCAAAUUAACUGAUCUGAACUCUGUUGCUUUCUCUGAUUUUGCUGACAGUUUUGUUGCAGGAGUUUUUUAUGGUUUAUGCUUAAGGUGGCUUCUUUGAACAGCUUAACUAGAAAGGGCUUAGCUUUUUGUAUUGCAUAAUCAACAGAGGGUUUUUCUUUUCAAGAUUUCUUCUGAGCUUGAAUAAUAUUAUAGUUUACUAAUACUUUUUCUAGGCAAAGGAGUGACAGACUCUGGAUGCUCAUUAAUAGUACUAUAGUAGAUAGAAUGGAUGAGACUGAGGUCUGGUUUAGGGACAUGCUGUUUUGUCCCAGAGGACUUCAGAAAAAUUAUUAUUAUUAAUUAUAAUAUUAUUAGAUGACAGGUGUGGUGGAUUCUUUCUCAGAGCAUCUGACCAGUGCUCAGGCUGGUUUUGUGGACAUUUACAAAAUCUAAAUAGUCUACCAGUAGUUGUUCAAACAUCAGUUUGAAGGCCAGAUGUUAACAAAGACAGCAAAGGACAGAUAUUUUCCAACUGACGCAUGUGGUACUGCUACCCAGGUAUACUAGCUAGUUAUGUGAUAUUAAAUUUGCCUCAUGGAGAAGCAGUGUAAAAAUGUGCUCAAAUGAUAGGCACUGCAGUAAUAAUAAAUAUGAUCUUAGGUUGCCCAUGCAUAUCACUUCAGUGUGUCUGAGCUGGAAUUUUGAGUUCCCAUCAAGGGGAUGAAUGAUUGUAGACUCUGCCCUUUGCAUCAAGGAAAACCACAAACCCAUACAGAAUACAAACACAUCUUUCUCAAUUUGUGACUCCUGGAUUGCUGUGGAAGGUGUAAUAUGUAUCUAGAACUUGACUUACACUACAGCUAUUGUGUAAGGUAAGAUAAAAGCUGGUUAGAAACUUUUGCAGGCUUUUCUCUAGAAAGUCCUAGUAGCCCCAAUAAAUGUGUUUGUUCAGAAUAAAAGUCUGCUGUUUACAAUGCUCUGUUGUUUCAGUUGAGGAUUUUUUUGGAAGAAAACUAACAUAUGCAUGGAAUAUAUUUUAACUGUACUUCCUUCUUCUUAGUUCAGCUAAAGAUCAAAUAACUGAAAAUGAAAGAGUUUUGUACUUAGGUGUUUUUAUUAAAGCAUGCUGGAUGGCUGCACUCUUCAGCCUCCUCUCUUCCUAAAGCUGGCUGUUUGCAAAGCUGCCCAGCAUACGUGAUGGAGAGAUGAUUCUACAUUUCUCUGCUUGACUUGUGCUGAGCAUAACUCUGAUCUGUUACAGAAAAAUAGAGAAGUAAAUGCUUGCCAGGGAUCUCCCAGUAGGCAAAUGCAUAUGCACAUUCUGAAUUCCAGUAAGGCUGGCUUUUGGUCUUCCUUCAUCUCCUGCUUGUAUAAUUCAACAAAGUUUGAUUUCCUCAUCAGCCAGAUGAGCAGUUUCUGCUUCAGGCAUUCACUUGUACCAUUGUAGCUGUCUGUAUGUCUGCUCAGCCACAGAGCAUGGAAAGGGAAAGGGCUGCUGAGAGCAAAUAUCACUUAAACUACCAUUGCAGCCAAGAUACCCACACAGACAUAAUGUGAGUUUACUGAUCUAAAGCUUACCUGACAGUGAGUCACAGAGAAUUCAGGAAUUACAGAAGUGCAAAUAUGUAUUAAAGACAGGUCUACAGGAUGAAGAUUCAGAAUAUCUUUUCUAAGAUGCAUCAAAAACCAGCUUUCUGAUGCUGUAACUUAUGUCCAUUGUUUGUGAGGUGAUGUUUAAAAGUAUAGACCUAAUCAGAAUGCUAAGCCCAUGGUAUUUUCAAGCUUUUAGGUGAGUGGGAAAUCCUGGUCUAACAGCGUACACCUGUUGGAAAUUCAUCGUUUAAUGGUUUAAAUUACUAAUUGGCUAUAGAACGUUUAACUGCAAGCUUCAACUUGCUUAACUCAACUUUGACUGGAACCCCAAGCAAAUUUAUUUCAAGACAUUUAGCUUUUCAGGAAGUUCUGGGUUUUACUCGUAGAACAUGGUGGAUGGAUACUUUCGCAGAUUUUUCAAAACCAUAGUAUUAUAUUAAGUGCUUCAAAAAGGAUAAGGCACUAUAUUGCUUCAUAGAGUUCUUAGUUUUGAACUUUAGUUAGUUCUCCUUACUUUAACUGAUUAAUAUGGAUGUUUUAGUGCAGCUUCCAUGUUUGAAAAGGGGGGGAAAGAAUUCACCAAAACCCCCCACACCUGCAAAUCCAUAAAUCAAGACUUUGUUCAGUCUUGGUUGAUUCACAAUAGAAUCACAGAUUUUGUUCAGUCUUGGUUCUCUAUAGAAUGAAGAACCACUUAGCAAAUGUAGAGAGCAUCUUUUGUUACAACGGAUGAUCAACUCUCUCUGUAGGAUGGAAAUUGUGCAUUGUAUCAAGUAAGAGGCAGAAAAGAACUCCUUGUUUAGUUUUGGCUUUGUCAUAUAGGUACAACAAGGAAGAGCUACUGCAUGAAUUUGCAGCACUAGUGCAUUCCCCUGUGCUCUCACUUUCCCCAAAAACUCAAGUAUCCCAGUGAAUGCCUCUUUCAAGAAAGGGAUGUGACCUCAGGUUUAUUGUAUGUUGGAAACAUGCCCUUGGUAGGUUGCAGUUUACUAGCUAACGUGUGGAUACACUGCUGCUCUUUUCUUUCCCACUCCUUCUGUCUCUUACUUCUGCAAAACCUCUUGUGUGUGGGACCCAGCUUACAGUUCGGGGGUACAAUAUUGGCAGCGGUGGUAUUGUGCUGUCAUAGGGUGGAUCAGGGCGCAUCAGAUUAUAGCUCUUUCUCUUGAUGCUCAGUCAAUGAGUUGAUUUGUUUGUUUGCCUAUUUUAAAGCAGCUGUGAUUUGAUUAUCAAUGAAAGGUCAGAGUCCAGGUCUAGCUGGUUGUGAGGCAGAAUAAACACAGUGUUUUUCUGGUACUUCUCUGGCCGGAGUUUGGAGACUUGCAAAGGACUGGGUGUUGUAGUGGAUUUGUUUCAAACAUUAGGAUUCAGCUUGAGGAACAUUAGUGCUUUGCAACCAGCAUUAUUAAGUAUGUAUUUAAUCAUCAGGAAAACCAGCAUUUGGUGCCUACACUCUGUAAAAUAACAUGAUAGGGUUCUUCAACUUUCUCUGGACAGCGUCAUUUCUUUUUCUUAAUGAUCUUAUUUUUGAGUAGUGAGCUUAGUUCUUUAGCAGUGAAUUGCUUAUGAUGGCAUUGUCUGUUUGGUCUUACCUUCUGAAGAAAAUCCUGUAACCAUGGUCAAAUUCAAAUGCUUUAUUAGCCAGGAAUAUUUAAGUUUUUCUCAAUUAAAAACUAUCCUACUGUAGGGUGCAGGUGUCUUAGUGCAGUUUACUGAACUAAUUUAGUCCUACUAAAAUAUUACACAUUUACAUAGUACGAAGCCUUAAGUAGCUCAAAUAAAAUGUUUAAUACAUCUUGUAAUUUUGUUAAGCCUUUAAUAGGAAGCAUUCAGCCUUAUUCUUGUGAUGUAAUUUAUGAUGAGCAAUCUGUACAAGACAUUUACAUCUGUGUAUUGUGAGCAUUUUUGGCAUUCAGAUUGUUAGGAGCUGGAUAUAGUGGUUAUUCCAAAGCUGCAUCAUGAAUGUAAAUGUCUUUUCAUACUGAGAGCAAACAACCCAUGCAGCUUACUUGGAGAGGUAAGAGUCACUACUGUGCAGAUUAGGUAGAAGUAGUGUUCCUUCUUUGUUGUGCCAUAUUCAGGGGUGGAGGCUAUAUCUUAAGGUGCUUUUGUGUUUUGGGACACUGAAUACUGUAUUCCUCACUUCUGAGAAGUGAGAUAGUGUACCUAGACUUUGUAUAAAUGCAAUCAUACUCUGAGGUAAAAUGCUCUUAACCCAAAAUAUCUAUUUUGGAAUCUGCUCUAUUGUUAGCAGCCUUCAGCUUAAAGUGAUCCUGGUCUAAGGAAUGCUCUCACAUCCCCUGUGGAGUGGAAUCUGGAAGGGCUCAAGGCUCUUGUUUCUGAAAAGCAGAAUGCUCAUCUUCCAGGACUGCUUUUGUGAGUUUGCUGCUUUUAAAGGCCACUGGCCACAGAAGCACUGAGGCUCCUGAGCACUUGGUGCAUGCGCCUUGUGAUGCUCCUGGCUGGGAGGGUGUGCUGAAGGUGGGAGACAGUGCGUGGAGGGAGCUGUGUCCUGGCCACAUGCUUUGUGUCUGUGCCCUAAAACCUUGUGUGUUGAAGUAGAGCUAUUUUAAACAACUUUGUGAAUUUGCACCAGGUGUGUUUAAUUUUACUCCGUGAAGUUCCUUCAUGUAGAACCAACUUUUUUACUGAAGCUUUUUUUAACCUUCUGGGGAGGGCUUUUGCCUGGUAGUUCAAUACAAUGAUUUAGGAUAUUUUUUCAGAAUUCAUUAAUGGUUAGUGGAUGCUGCUUAAGGUAUAGUUACACAAUACUUGGAACAAAUAUGAAUUGGCAGCAGCUCCCAGUUCUGCAUUUCUGUUGCUGGCACUUGUCUGAUCUGGCAUUUCCUAAGCUGGUUUGGAGACCUCAAGUGACAGAAAAUAUUAGACUUUUUCUGGAUUAGUUUGGUUCCUUGAACAUUCCAUCCUAUUGUGGUGCGUAAGAAGAGAGAGUUCUGGGGAGAACUCGGGGCUUGCAGUAGUGUAGAGCUACAGGCAUGGAACUUCCUGAACUCCUGCAAUUCUUCAAAAGGGGUGAAGUGCUCCUUUUGAGCAGUUUUGUGCCUAUGACACUUGUUAGUAGUUGAAGAGCACUACUGAGUGUUUGAAAGAGGCGAGCCAUAAUGAAAGGUUGUCGUAGCUCCAUUCCUCCAUCAGUGGGCUUAAAGUCAAGGUCAGCAGUAAGUCACCUUUAUCACUCAGCUCAUCCAGAGUGCUGUUAUCAGUUUAAAAUCUUCACUGUCACAAUAAAACUUCUAUUUCCCUCCUGUCCCAGAGAAAGCUGGCUGUUAUCCAGAAAUUUUCCUACAAUAUUUCCUUCGACCAGUGUAUUCUUAAGACAAGUUCUGUAAGAUGCAGUGGUUUGUAAGAUUAAAUAUGUAGUCCAUGAUUCGUGGAGGAUUUUGGGUGUUUGCAUCCUGUUCAAAACAAUGGGUAGAUGCUGUUGUUGAUCCACAUAUCUGAAUUGUUGGUUAUUUACUACUUUUACAUUUUAAGGUGAAUUUCUACUUAAUUUUAUAGAAACUUUUUUUAAAGAAAUGUAAUUAUUUGUAUUACAGAGGAUCUGAAAUACUUUUGCAGUUGAGGCUUACUGCCUUUGUUUUAACUCUUGUGCAUUUUAACAUCUAAGGAAGCAGGAUGAAGAGCUCACAAAUCACACAUGCUGCACAUGGUGGGUUUAAGUCAUGUCAAACACUCAAGGAGUGUACUCUGUCAUCUGAGUAGGUGAAUAAAAUUAAGACAGCACAGUGAUGCUAGCAGGCCUGCAAAAGCUAUUCCUUCUGUUACUGAAUUCAGGGACUUGAAUGGCAGGUAAUAUGCUGAUGACUUUUUAAGUGCUUGUCAGUGUUGGUGAGGGAAAUAGAGAAAAAUAUUAAUCUGAUUCUUUGUUAGCAUAAAUUUUGAAUAUGGUGUUUAGAGAGUUUGCUGAAAGGUCUUUGCACAUCCAGGCAUGGCUUUAGUUCAAACACUUCUAUUUAGGAAAAAGUUGUAUUCAUGAAAAAAUUAAUGUACAAAUCUGUUGUACGCCAUCUGGAGUAACUAACUACUUCCUUUGUUUCUUUCUAGGAAAUACCAAAAUAAAGCAGAUGUUGUGUUCUGUACUGUUAUCUCAAGGUUUUGCAAGUCAUUCUGUUACGUGCUUCUUGGCAGCAGGAAUGUAAACUAAUUCUUUCAGUGCUGAACUAGAACCUUGACAAGGUUAAAAUUACAGAUUCAAUAUUGCAUAAACAUGGGUGCAUUUUUGGAUAAACCAAAAACUGAAAAACACAAUGCUCAUGGUGCAGGGAAUGGCUUGCGUUACGGCCUCAGCAGUAUGCAGGGAUGGAGAGUGGAAAUGGAAGAUGCUCAUACAGCUGUUGUGGGUAUUCCCCAUGGCUUAGAGGACUGGUCCUUUUUUGCUGUCUAUGAUGGUCACGCGGGAUCUCGUGUUGCAAAUUACUGCUCCACACACUUAUUAGAACACAUCACUAACAAUGAAGACUUUAGGGCGACAGAAAAACCUGGAUCUGCUCUUGAACCUUCAGUGGAAAAUGUCAAGAGUGGAAUCAGAACUGGCUUUUUGAAAAUUGAUGAGUAUAUGCGCAAUUUCGCAGACCUCAGAAAUGGCAUGGACAGAAGUGGCUCAACAGCAGUGGGAGUUAUGAUUUCACCUGAGCAUGUAUACUUUAUCAACUGUGGUGAUUCACGUGCUGUUCUCUAUAGGAAUGGACAAGUCUGUUUUUCAACACAGGAUCACAAACCUUGCAACCCGAGGGAGAAAGAGCGAAUCCAGAAUGCAGGAGGCAGUGUAAUGAUUCAGCGUGUUAAUGGUUCGUUGGCAGUUUCUCGAGCUCUGGGGGACUAUGACUACAAAUGUGUUGAUGGUAAAGGCCCCACAGAACAACUUGUUUCUCCAGAGCCUGAGGUGUGUGAAAUUUUAAGGGCAGAAGAAGAUGAGUUUAUCAUCCUGGCUUGUGAUGGCAUCUGGGAUGUAAUGAGCAAUGAAGAGCUCUGUGAAUAUGUAAAGUCUAGACUUGAAGUAUCAGAUGACCUGGAAACAGUGUGCAAUUGGGUAGUGGACACUUGUUUACAUAAGGGGAGUCGUGAUAACAUGAGUAUUGUAUUAGUUUGUUUUUCAAAUGCUCCUAAGGUCUCAGAGGAGGCAGUGAAAAAAGAUGCCGAGUUGGAUAAGUACUUGGAAUCACGGGUUGAAGAAAUUAUGGAAAAAGCAGGUGAAGAAGGAAUGCCUGAUCUUGCUCAUGUUAUUCGUAUUUUAACUGCAGAGAAUAUCCCUAAUUUACCACCAGGAGGUGGUUUAGCUGGCAAGCGUAAUAUUAUUGAAAAUGUGUAUACUAGGCUGAAUCCACACAGAGACAAUGAGGGGGAGCCCGGCGCGGCCGAGGAAGGCGGAACGCAGGGGAGGUUGGUGGAGGCGCUGAGGCAGAUGCGGAUUAAUCAUAGGGGCAACUACCGCCACCUGCUGGAGGAGAUGCUGGCCGGGUACCGCCUGGCGCAGCUGCAGGUACCGGAUGCUGGCCAGGUACCGCCCCCGCCCGGCCCCGGCCCGGCCCCGGCCCCGGGCAGCGACCGGAGCGGCCAGCAGCACUCGUGACACCCGCGGCCAGCUAGCGCUGCGCUUCACCGCCGCGGCUUCCUCGCUCACAUGGCACCGCGGCACUGCUAGCCUGGAAGACUGACUGGCUCUACUGUAGUUACGUGUACAGAUCGUUUAUACAGAGCUCUUACUUCCUUACGAGUUCAAUAUUGCACUUAUUGCGCCCUAAGUUGUGUAGAGAGAUUUAACUUCCCGUUUGAGAUUUUGAUCUUUUUUUUUUUCAAAUCCUGUGUCACCAAAAACAGGAGUCUAACAUGAUAUGCAAAAAGGCAUUUUAAAACUUUUUUCUUUUGAGAACAUUAUUAAACAAUAGUUUUGAUGAUAUAUGUUUGCUCAUUGUAAAGUAAUUUACAUCUUAGUUGUAUCUUUUGUGCAAUUUAAUUGAAUUAUACAAAUUAUUCAGGGUUUUUUUCCCCCAGCAUUGUGUACUGCAUGUUUGUGUUUGGUUUGUAUAUAGUUUCUAUUACAGCUAAAUUACAAAAGCUGUUUUAUUUUAGAUUGUCACUUAUGAAAUGUUUGAUUUUUUUUCCUUUUUAGUUUAGAUUGUAUCCAGUGUUCAUCAUAAAUACUGAUUUUUUAGACAAUGGUAUUAUUACUUCUCAGGUUGUAGCAUAGCAUAUAUCCAGAAAUGAAAAUGUACUUAGAUUUAGUACAUAGUGUCAAGUUACAAUAAUUUGUGAACAAGUGAAAAUAAAGAAUAUGCUGUGGAAUAAUAUCUGUAUGCAUAUUGACUCUUUUAAGUGAGUAAUAAACUUUCUUUGAAGUGUUGUCACUCUGACAUGACUUGAAACUUUUCGUAGCUUCUGAUGUGAUCUCACGGUGUUCAUUAGUUUCUACAAAGCUUUGAGUGAUUUUGGGUUUGGAGCAUUUGUAUUGCCCACUGUAUUGAGCAACAUUUCUCAGGUUCAAGCUAAACAUCAGCCAUAUAAAUGAAUAAACUAUUCUUCUAAAGCUUGCCUUCUGCCACAUCUUUUCUUGUCUCCUGGGGUACAGCACAUACACAUUUUGGUAGGUCGAUGGUAAUACUGGGACUGUGCAGUAGUGGUAGCUCAUCACUAAUAAGUGAAAUCUCUAAGCUUGUGUCAGUUGUCAGUUCAUAACAUAACACGUGCACAAAAAUAUAAUUGUUCAAAACAGGUACAAAUUUCACUGCCUUAACAAAAAUGACCCUGCAGGAAUUUCUUUUGGACCAGGAAUACCUGAGAAGCUGAGUUCCAUAGUAUUUUGUGGAACUUUUUUUGGGGUUGGUAGUCCACAGACAUAGUAUGUAUUGAUAGUAGUGAUUUAGUAAGGUAAAUCUUGGUUUUGAGUCAUUCUGCUAUAAGAGUUUUACUGGAUUCGUGUUUUAUAAAAGUAAAUUCCAUCAUGAUGUUGACAAACAGGAAAUAUUUGUGUAUGGAAGUGUACAGGUAUGGAAAGCAAGGAAAAUGUUUUCUGUCUCACACUAGUAUUCUUCUUAAUUAUGCCGCUGAAAUCCAAAGUGCAGCAAAAUGUUUUCAUUUGUAUUGGUGAGUAGUAAUGUUUCUCCUCUUCUUUUU
Messenger RNA from Camarhynchus parvulus, 12487 nucleotides. It is a transcript of the gene PPM1B, whose product is annotated as protein phosphatase, Mg2+/Mn2+ dependent 1B. Gene Ontology annotation, cellular component: nucleus; cytosol. NCBI's taxonomy places the organism in Eukaryota, Metazoa, Chordata, Aves, Passeriformes, Thraupidae. Gene Ontology annotation, molecular function: magnesium ion binding; protein serine/threonine phosphatase activity; manganese ion binding. The transcript is spliced from 6 exons. Bases 9585 to 10946 code for a protein of 453 amino acids. The record is from RefSeq and is a predicted model, not a curated record. Gene Ontology annotation, biological process: positive regulation of canonical NF-kappaB signal transduction; protein dephosphorylation; positive regulation of canonical Wnt signaling pathway.